UCUCUUCCCCUAUUGGCGUUCUUCUGACACUCCACAACUGCGGCGGCUUCACCAGACCAGACCUCUCAUCUAGGUUUUCAAAACCCUGAAAACCCUGAUUGAAGCACUAGAUUUUGAGCCAUGGAGGAGGUUCUCGAGAGCAAAGACUUCUCAUUUCCAAAGCAGGAAGAGAAUAUCCUCGAGUUAUGGUCCGAAAUCAAGGCCUUCGAGACCCAGUUGAAGCGCACCGAAAACCUGCCCGAGUACGUCUUCUACGACGGCCCUCCCUUCGCCACUGGCCUCCCCCACUAUGGCCACAUCCUUGCCGGGACCAUCAAGGACAUUGUGACGAGGUACCAGAGCAUGACCGGCCACCACGUGACCCGACGCUUCGGAUGGGACUGCCAUGGAUUGCCGGUGGAGCACGAGAUUGACAAGAAGCUGGGGAUUCAGACGAGGGAGGAUGUGCUAAAGAUGGGAAUUGAUAAGUACAAUGAGGAAUGUAGGAGCAUUGUGACUAGGUACGUUGAGGAGUGGGAGAAGAUCAUUACACGAACGGGUCGGUGGAUUGACUUUAGGAAUGAUUACAAGACCAUGGAUUUAAAGUUUAUGGAGAGUGUGUGGUGGGUUUUUGCUCAGCUCUUUGAGAAGGGCCUUGUGUACAGAGGUUUCAAGGUUAUGCCAUACAGCACUGGUUGCAAGACACCGCUGUCUAAUUUUGAAGCCAACUCGAACUAUAAGGAUGUACCCGACCCUGAACUGAUUGUGUCCUUCCCAAUAGUUGACGAUCCAGAUAAAGCAGCAUUUCUAGCAUGGACAACAACACCAUGGACCCUCCCUAGUAAUCUUGCCUUGUGUGUCAAUGCAAAUUUUGUCUAUGUAAAGGUGCGCAAUAAGUACUCAGGGAAAGUCUAUGUGGUUGCUGAAUCUCGAUUGUCAGAGCUACCUACUGAGAAGCCAAAACAAGUCGUAACUAAUGGAUCAAGUGAUGAUCUAAAACAUUCAAACCCUAAGUCCAAGGGUUCCUCAGGUGGGAAAACCAAGGGUGAGGUAGAGUUUGAGGUGGUUGAGAAAAUUUUGGGGGCUUCACUGGUGGGAAGGAAGUAUGAGCCAUUAUUCAAUUAUUUCAUGGAGUUUUCUGAUGCGGCAUUCAGAGUUCUUUCGGACAAUUAUGUAACUGAUGAUAGUGGGACUGGAAUUGUUCAUUGUGCUCCUGCAUUCGGUGAAGAUGAUUACCGGGUUUGCGUUGAAAAUCAAAUAAUCGAUAAGGGAGAAGAUCUAAUUGUAGCAGUUGAUGAUGAUGGCUGCUUUACUGGGAGGAUUACUGACUUUAGUGGGCGUUAUGUGAAGGAUGCAGAUAAAGACAUUAUUGAAGCAAUAAAGAGAAAAGGCAGGCUCAUCAAAUCUGGCAGAUUUACGCAUUCUUAUCCGUUUUGUUGGAGAUCUGAUACCCCUCUUAUUUAUAGAGCUGUUCCGAGCUGGUUUGUCAAAGUGGAAAACUUGAAGGAGCAAUUGCUAGAAAACAACAAACAGACAUAUUGGGUUCCUGAUUUUGUGAAGGAAAAACGCUUCCACAAUUGGCUGGAAAAUGCAAGAGACUGGGCUAUCAGUCGAAGUAGAUUCUGGGGUACUCCUCUUCCUCUAUGGAUUAGUGAGGAUGGUGAAGAAAAAAUAGUUAUGGAUUCCAUCGAGAAACUAGAAAAGCUCUCUGGUGUGAAGGUGACUGAUCUGCAUCGUCACAAGAUUGAUCAUAUCACAAUUCCUUCUAGUCGUGGUCCUGAAUUCGGUGUGCUUCGACGUGUAGAUGAUGUGUUUGAUUGCUGGUUUGAGAGCGGGUCCAUGCCUUAUGCUUAUAUUCAUUAUCCAUUUGAGAAUGUUGAACUUUUUGAAAAUAAUUUCCCUGGGCAUUUUGUGGCUGAGGGGCUAGAUCAAACUCGUGGAUGGUUCUAUACUCUCAUGGUGUUGUCUACUGCAUUAUUUGGAAAACCUGCAUUUAGGAAUCUUAUUUGCAAUGGACUUGUCCUGGCUGAGGAUGGAAAAAAAAUGAGUAAAAGAUUGAAGAACUAUCCUUCACCUACAGAAGUCAUUGAUGAAUAUGGGGCUGAUGCAUUGCGGUUAUACAUUAUCAAUUCUCCAGUUGUGCGUGCAGAGCCUUUACGUUUUAAAAAAGAAGGAGUUCAUGGUGUUGUCAAAGGGGUCUUUCUCCCUUGGUAUAAUGCAUACAGGUUCCUUGUACAGAAUGCAAGGAGACUUGAGGUUGAGGGGGUUGGACCAUUCAUUCCUAUUGAUGGGGUUACUCUUCAGAAAUCAUCUAAUGUGCUUGAUCAAUGGAUCAAUUCAGCCACUCAGAGCCUUGUUCAUUUUGUCCGCCAAGAAAUGGAUGCAUAUCGACUUUACACGGUGGUUCCUUAUCUUGUGAAAUUCCUUGACUACCUCACAAAUACAUAUGUGCGGUUCAACCGUAAGAGACUUAAAGGCCGUACAGGAGAAGGCGACUGCCGGACAGCUUUGUCAACUCUUUACUAUGUGCUUUUAACUUCGUGCAAAGUGAUGGCUCCAUUCACUCCGUUCUUCACUGAAGUUCUUUAUCAAAAUUUACGGAAAGUUUCCAAUGGAUCAGAGGAAAGCAUUCACUAUUGCAGUUUCCCUCAAGAAGAGGGACAGAGAGGAGAACGAAUUGAACAAAGUGUUGCAAGGAUGACAACAAUAAUUGAUCUUGCUCGCAAUAUUCGUGAGCGUCACAAUAAGCCCGUGAAAACACCACUCAGGGAGAUGGUAGUUGUUCAUCCAGACCAAGAAUUUCUUGACGACAUCGCUGGAAAGCUAAAAGAGUAUGUGCUGGAGGAACUCAAUAUUAGAUCUCUUGUCCCCUGCAAUGAUCCUUUGAAAUAUGCUUCUUUACGCGCAGAACCUGAUUUCAGUGUAUUAGGUAAGCGUCUGGGGAAAUCGAUGGGAGUUGUUGCCAAGGAAGUCAAAGCAAUGUCCCAGGAAGAUAUUUUGGCUUUUGAAAAGGCUGGAGAAGUUACAAUUUCUAACCAUUGUUUGAAGCUGACUGAUAUUAAGGUUUUUCGGGAUUUCAAACGUCCUGAAAAUAUGACUGCAGAGGAGAUUGAUGCAUCAGGAGAUGGUGAUGUUGUGGUGAUUCUGGAUUUGCGACCUGAUGAGUCAUUGUUUGAGGCGGGGAUUGCUCGUGAGGUUGUUAAUAGAAUCCAGAAAUUACGGAAGAAGGCUGCCCUUGAACCUACUGACAUGGUUGAGGUUUAUUUUGAAUCUUUGGAUGAAGAUAUAUCAGCUAUGCAACAAGUUUUAGAUUCACAGGAAGUCUACAUUAGAGAUGCACUUGGUUCUCCUUUGCUUCCUUCCUCCAUGAUUCAGCCGCAUACUGUCAUCCUUUGCGAGGAGAGUUUCCAUGGUGUCUCUAAAUUUGAUUUUGUUAUUAGGUUGGCAAGGCCAACAUUAGUAUUCAACACGAAUGCUGUUCUUGCUUUAUAUUCAGUUGUUGCAGGAAACACAAAGUUUGCACAAGGUUUGCAGGCUUACUUGUUUUCAAGGGAUCAUUAUAACUUGAAGUCAGAGUUUCAACUUGGAAAUUCCAAGAUUAAGGUUGAUUGCAUUGAAAAUCAGCCAGCAGUGGAUGUGGUAUUGGGAAAGCAUGUAUUUUUGACGGUCGGCGAUUACUAUUCGAGUGAGAAAACCGAAUGAUUUCACUCCAACUUGCCAGUCAAUUUUUUUUUUCUUUUUAAAUUAUUGAUUGUUCAUCAGGAAACACAGAAAAAAUAUAUGUAUACGAGCGUGCCAGUGCAUUCAUAACAGGCAUUACAAUUGCUAUUUUCCAUUUUGUUGUAGAAAAAUACUUUGUUCAAAUGUUUUAUUAUGAAAAACCAGGCAGUUAAUUUUAUAAUA
This is a messenger RNA of Vitis riparia (riverbank grape), 3882 nucleotides long. Its product is annotated as isoleucine--tRNA ligase, cytoplasmic. The transcript is spliced from 27 exons. Gene Ontology annotation, biological process: isoleucyl-tRNA aminoacylation. Gene Ontology annotation, molecular function: aminoacyl-tRNA deacylase activity; tRNA binding; isoleucine-tRNA ligase activity. The coding region runs from base 121 to 3681 and encodes 1186 amino acids. The record is from RefSeq and is a predicted model, not a curated record. Lineage: Eukaryota; Viridiplantae; Streptophyta; Magnoliopsida; Vitales; Vitaceae.